UAAAAUUGUUAGCUUGGUCAGAGAGUGAAAUCAAUAGCACCUAUUUUAGACCUGCUUGGAAGAAUAUAACUCAAUACAGUGUCUUAGUCUUGUGAGAGGUUUUGCAGACUACCACUCCAACAUUAGAAGGAUGGAUUUAACCGCCACCAUGUCGAGCAAAAGGGCAAAGACCAAGACCACCAAGAAGCGCCCCCAGCGCGCAACAUCCAAUGUGUUUGCAAUGUUUGACCAGUCACAGAUUCAGGAGUUUAAAGAGGCCUUCAACAUGAUUGAUCAGAACAGAGACGGUUUCAUUGACAAGGAAGAUCUGCAUGAUAUGCUUGCCUCCCUGGGGAAAAAUCCAACCGAUGAGUAUCUAGAUGCCAUGAUGAAUGAGGCUCCAGGUCCCAUAAAUUUUACCAUGUUUCUCACGAUGUUUGGUGAGAAGUUAAAUGGCACAGAUCCAGAAGAUGUCAUCAGAAAUGCCUUUGCUUGCUUUGAUGAAGAAGCCACUGGUACCAUCCAGGAAGAUUAUCUGAGAGAACUGCUUACCACAAUGGGAGAUCGAUUUACAGAUGAGGAAGUGGAUGAGCUGUAUAGAGAAGCACCUAUUGACAAAAAGGGAAAUUUUAAUUACAUUGAGUUCACACGCAUCCUCAAACAUGGAGCGAAAGACAAAGAUGACUGAAAAGAACUUCACUUUCCAGCCAAAAGCUCCUUAUUGCCAAUUUGGGUAUUUCUGAGAUUUUCUCUUAGAGCCUAUUGCAUGUUCUUAGCUUUUGCCUUUUCUUAUUGUAUUUAUUCUCAGCCAUUUUGGGCACAUGCAUCUCUAUAAUCAGACUGGAAACGGGACUUACUGUCAUUUACAGAAUAGAAAAUAGGGUAAUUUAACUUACCAUCUCCUCUCCCCCAAAAUAACUGCACACAAAAUCUGUACACAGAGUCAAUAUAUUUUUUCAGAGAAGGUUAUUCACCCAAUUUUUUCUGAAUCAUAAUUAAACUUUAUGAUAAAAACUU
Molecule: messenger RNA, 996 nt
Organism: Sorex fumeus (smoky shrew)
Lineage: Eukaryota; Metazoa; Chordata; Mammalia; Eulipotyphla; Soricidae
Product: myosin regulatory light polypeptide 9
Exons: 4
Coding region: 131-667 (178 amino acids)
Biological process (GO): platelet aggregation
Cellular component (GO): cytoplasm
Molecular function (GO): calcium ion binding
Source: RefSeq, a predicted model, not a curated record